CAGGCAGCCUUGAUAUGACUGUAUUACACGUUUUGGCAUAUGUUAUGCUACAGUUAGAUAUCCCAAAGAGGAUUGACUCGUUGGGAUACGAUUUUCCUGUGUACCCAACAGAAAUUUGCCCAAUGACUGCCAAGGAAUGGUCUAAUGCAGCUAUUCAGUUAGAUUGCAACGAAACACAUGGGUAUCAUUGUGUCCCUGAUAAGAAUUUUUCAUCCCUUAUACAGUUUUGUUAUCCACGAGGAAGAAAUAUUCCUUUCCAAAAAGGUAAUUGUUUGGAACUCGCCUAUACUGGAAUCCUAAACCACGUAAAGUGUGGCCAUUUCAUUUAUGGUUGUCCAGAAAAGGACUAUUUCAGUAAUGAAAUUUAUCGGUAUCCGGCUUGCCUAAGAUUAGUUGCUAAAUGUUUUGCUGCAGAUCUAAAUUGUUUACGAAAACGAUUCACCAUGAUUGAUGGAAGAGAGAAGAACUCUACUUAUAAUCGUGAACAAUCACUCGAAGAAGAAAAUAAUGCGACGGGCUUCAUUGUUGCUGUUUUUUCUCUUUCGAUUUUGCUUUUAAUAUUGUGUGGAUUAGUUGCCAUACUAUGUCUGAACAUUCGUAAGCUACAAAGAGAAAGAAGCAUAGAUUCAGCGCUAAAAGAAG
Messenger RNA from Saccostrea cuccullata (small rock oyster), 642 nucleotides. RefSeq lists its product as uncharacterized. NCBI's taxonomy places the organism in Eukaryota, Metazoa, Mollusca, Bivalvia, Ostreida, Ostreidae. The transcript has 6 exons. The record is from RefSeq and is a predicted model, not a curated record. The annotation marks the transcript as partial.